Molecule: messenger RNA, 1923 nt
Organism: Exophiala oligosperma
Lineage: Eukaryota; Fungi; Ascomycota; Eurotiomycetes; Chaetothyriales; Herpotrichiellaceae
Product: cysteine desulfurase, mitochondrial
Exons: 2
Coding region: 157-1686 (509 amino acids)
Biological process (GO): [2Fe-2S] cluster assembly
Cellular component (GO): mitochondrion; cytosol; nucleus
Molecular function (GO): cysteine desulfurase activity; pyridoxal phosphate binding
Source: RefSeq, a predicted model, not a curated record
GAUUAAACCCGCAUUUUGCUGCUACUGCUUGCCUCAUCCCAAUCCUCAUUUUCGCCAUCCACUCUCCAUCAUCCAUCUCAACUUCUACACACAGCAACGAGCCCUCUUGUCCUUUACAUCAACUAUAGUCAGCUGGCCUGACAUAUCAACCUCACAAUGUCUGGACCAGCCCUCGCCAGACAGGCUUGCAGAGUCUGCUCUAGACGACCAUCAGCAAACAUACUCGCUGCGCACCCCAGACCUAUCAUCGCCGCCCCAAGACUCUACUCUCGCAACUAUGUAUCCCAGUCCAAGCCAUCUCAAGCUCAGGUUGCGGAUGUCGAAUCCGCUAUCAAAGCAGACCAGAAGAAGUUCAUUCAAGAGAGUGGCAAUCUACCCUCACAAACCAAGGUGCCUGGCACAGGAAUUUCAGGGGACACGCUGAUGAGCCCUGCUGCGGGCAUCCUCAAGCAAGCUACAGUCAUGGACCAAGGUUCGCGGCCGAUCUACCUUGAUGCCCAAGCUACAACCCCUGUGGACCCGCGGGUUCUCGACGCUAUGCUUCCUUUCCUGACCGGUCUUUAUGGAAACCCUCAUUCACGAACACAUGCUUAUGGAUGGGAAAGUGAGAAGGCGGCGGAACAAGCGAGAGAGCAUAUUGCAAAACUGAUUGGCGCUGAUCCGAAAGAGAUCAUCUUCACCAGCGGCGCCACCGAAAGUAACAAUAUGAGCAUCAAAGGUGUGGCGCGAUUCUUUGGGAGAUCGGGCAAGAAGAAGCACAUAAUUACCAGUCAGACUGAACACAAAUGUGUGCUUGACAGCUGCAGACAUUUGCAGGACGAAGGAUUCGAAGUCACGUAUCUGCCAGUCAAUUCGAACGGCUUAAUCGAAAUGCAGCAAUUGGAAGAUGCCAUCAGACCUGAGACUGCUUUGGUCAGCAUCAUGACUGUCAACAAUGAAAUUGGGGUUAUUCAACCAGUUGAAGAAAUUGGGCAGCUAUGCCGGAAGAAGAAGGUGUAUUUCCAUACCGAUGCCGCUCAGGCGGUCGGCAAAAUUCCAAUCGAUGUCAACAAAUGGAAUGUCGACCUGAUGUCCAUUUCCAGCCACAAAAUCUAUGGACCUAAGGGUAUUGGAGCCUGUUAUGUCAGAAGACGGCCUCGUGUCAGACUCGACCCUAUCAUCAGCGGUGGUGGUCAAGAGCGAGGUCUUCGGAGCGGAACUCUUGCACCGCACCUUGUGGUUGGCUUUGGUGAAGCUUGCCGAAUUGCCAAAGAAGAGAUGGAGUAUGACUCGAAGCGGAUCUCCUUUUUGUCAAAACGACUCACUGACGGCUUACUCUCCCUGGAACACACUUCACUCAAUGGUGAUCCCACUCGGCGCUACCCUGGCUGUGUCAAUGUUUCCUUUGCAUACGUCGAAGGAGAGUCGUUGUUGAUGGCACUGAAGGAUAUUGCGUUGUCGUCUGGCAGUGCUUGUACUUCUGCAUCGCUUGAGCCAAGUUACGUCCUGAGAGCAUUGGGCAAUAGUGAUGAAAGUGCGCACAGCAGUAUUCGCUUUGGUAUCGGACGAUUCACCACGACGAGCGAAAUCGAUUAUGUCCUCAAGGCUGUUCGCGAACGAGUCACUUUCCUGAGAGAAUUGAGUCCUCUCUGGGAACUUGUCCAGGAAGGUAUUGAUUUGAACACGAUCGAGUGGAGUCAACAUUAGUCCUCACCGACAUGUGGAAAGAAAGCAACAAUUAUGAGGUGCAAGUGUAUAUCAUGGGGAUUUCUUGGGCAUUUGUAACAGUUAUUAGGGGGCCCUCUUGUCCUCUGUACCAGUCUUUACUACCCCAGCCACGGCAUUGUCAGUGCAAAUGAUAUGACGAAGCCUCGACUACAAGUGUGCAGUUCUGGUAGGAUCCUUGAGUCCGUAGCCUCGAAUCAUAUUCUUGAUACCCCGUCC